GGGGCGGAGCCAGGCUCGCGUCAGGUGGUCCCGGGCGUGCGGGAGGCGGGGCGCACGGGGCGGGGAGGGGAGGGAGCGGCCAGCGGGCGGCGGGCACGGGCGGCACGAGCAGGUGGGAGCCGCCGAGGGGCGAGGCCGCCCGCGGGGGCGCCAGGCGGCCGGGACUGCGCCGCGCCCCUGUCCGCGGUGCGCGCUCGCGGUGCGCACCGGGCGUCCUCGACUCUCGCGCGCCCAGCCUGCUCGGGCCCUACCUGCGGCGGCCGUCGGGGGCGCGGAGCCCCCAGCGCUGCCGAGCCGCAUGAACAAUAGGCGGCGGCGGCUCCCGCGGGCGGCCGCCCCGCACCCUAUGGACCAGCCGCUCCAUGGAGUCCUCCAGAUCGCUUCUCGGCUGCCUGGCGAGUGCCACUGCCGCCCCGCCGGGGGACGAUGCCACGGGCGCUGGGGCCGAAGAGGAGGAGGACGAGGAGGAGGCGGCGGCCGAGCUGGGAUCUCACGCCGCGCUGCCCUACUGGACGGCUGUGUUCGAGUACGAGGCGGCGGGCGAGGACGAGCUGACCCUGCGGCUGGGCGAUGUGGUAGAGGUGCUGUCCAAGGACUCGCAGGUGUCCGGCGAUGAGGGCUGGUGGACCGGACAGCUGAACCAGCGGGUGGGCAUCUUCCCCAGCAACUACGUGACCCCGCGUAGCGCCUUCUCCAGCCGCUGCCAGCCGGGCGCCGAGGACCCCAGCUGCUACCCGCCCAUUCAGCUGUUAGAGAUUGAUUUUGCGGAGCUAACCCUGGAGGAGAUCAUCGGCAUUGGGGGCUUUGGGAAAGUUUAUCGUGCUUUCUGGGCGGGCGAUGAGGUGGCCGUGAAGGCAGCUCGUCACGACCCUGAUGAGGACAUCAGCCAGACCAUAGAGAACGUUCGCCAAGAGGCCAAGCUCUUUGCCAUGCUGAAGCACCCGAACAUCAUUGCGCUCAGAGGGGUGUGCCUGAAGGAACCCAACCUCUGCUUGGUCAUGGAGUUUGCUCGUGGAGGGCCUCUGAACAGAGUAUUGUCUGGGAAGAGGAUUCCCCCGGACAUCCUGGUGAACUGGGCCGUGCAGAUCGCCAGAGGGAUGAACUAUCUACAUGAUGAGGCGAUCGUACCCAUCAUCCACCGAGACCUUAAGUCCAGCAACAUAUUGAUCCUGCAGAAAGUGGAGAAUGGAGACCUGAGUAACAAGAUUCUGAAGAUCACCGACUUUGGGCUGGCGCGGGAAUGGCACCGGACCACCAAGAUGAGUGCGGCGGGAACAUACGCUUGGAUGGCACCUGAAGUCAUCCGUGCUUCCAUGUUUUCCAAAGGCAGCGAUGUGUGGAGCUACGGUGUACUGCUUUGGGAGCUGUUGACUGGCGAGGUGCCCUUCCGGGGCAUUGAUGGCUUAGCAGUGGCUUACGGUGUGGCCAUGAACAAACUCGCCCUUCCUAUCCCCUCUACAUGUCCAGAGCCUUUUGCCAAACUCAUGGAAGACUGCUGGAAUCCCGACCCCCACUCGCGCCCAUCUUUCACGAGUAUCCUGGACCAGCUAACGACUAUAGAGGAGUCCGGUUUCUUUGAGAUGCCCAAGGACUCCUUCCACUGCCUGCAGGACGACUGGAAACAUGAGAUUCAGGAGAUGUUUGACCAACUCAGGGCCAAAGAAAAGGAGCUCCGAACCUGGGAAGAGGAGCUGACCCGGGCUGCGCUCCAGCAGAAGAACCAGGAGGAGCUGCUCCGGCGUAGGGAGCAGGAGCUGGCGGAGCGGGAGAUCGACAUCCUGGAGCGAGAGCUCAAUAUCAUCAUCCACCAGCUGUGCCAGGAAAAGCCCCGGGUGAAGAAACGCAAGGGCAAGUUCAGGAAGAGCCGGCUGAAGCUCAAGGACGGCAACCGCAUCAGCCUCCCCUCCGAUUUCCAGCACAAGUUCACGGUGCAGGCCUCCCCGACCAUGGAUAAAAGGAAGAGUCUGAUCAGCAACCGGUCGAGUCCUCCUGCAAGCCCCACCAUCAUCCCUCGCCUUCGAGCCAUCCAGUUGACACCUGGUGAAAGCAGUAAAACCUGGGGCCGGAGCUCAGUUGUUCCAAAAGAGGAAGGGGAGGAGGAGGAGAAGAGGGCCCCAAAGAAGAAGGGCCGGACAUGGGGACCAGGAACACUUGGGCAGAAAGAGCUCACAUCAGGAGAUGAAGGAGUGAAUGGCUUUGGAAGCUUAAGCAUGCGAAAUAGAAGCUUGGAAGGAGAAGCUGAGAAACAUUAUGAGUGGAGUGGCCGGGGCCAUUUCUGCUGGUUCAUCUGCCCCAUGCUUGCCUUGCACUGCAGCCUCAAGUCCCUGGUAGAUGGAUACAAGCAGUGGUCAUCCAGUGCCCCCAACCUGGGGAAGGGCCCAAGGAGUAGCCCCGCCCUACCUGGGUUCACCAGCCUUAUGGAGAUAGAGGAUGAGGAUAGCGAAGGCCCAGGAAGCGGAGAGAAUCAUCAACAGCAUUCACCCAACCAGUCCUACCUCUGUAUCCCGUUUCCUCGUGGAGAGGAUGGGGAUGGCCCCUCUAGUGAUGGAGUUCAUGAGGAACCUACCCCAGUCAACUCAGCUACCAGUACCCCUCAGCUGACGCCAACCAACAGCCUCAAGCGCGGUGGGACCCACCACCGGCGCUGUGAGGUGGCUCUGCUCGGAUGUGGAGCUGUUCUGGCAGCCACAGGCCUAGGGUUUGACUUGCUGGAAGCUGGCAAGUGCCAGCUGCUUCCCCCAGAGGAACCUGAGCCACCAGCCCGGGAGGAGAAGAAGAGGCGUGAAGGUCUUUUCCAAAGGGCCAGCCGCCCUCGUCGGAGUACCAGCCCCCCCUCCCGAAAGCUCUUCAAGAAGGAAGAGCCAAUGACGUUGCUAGGAGACCCCUCUGCCUCCUUGACACUGCUGUCUCUCUCCUCCAUCUCUGAAUGCAACUCUACCCGCUCCCUACUGCGCUCUGACAGUGAUGAGAUCGUGGUGUAUGAAAUGCCAGUCAGCCCAGUUGAAGCUCCACCCCUAACCCAAUGUACCCACAACCCCCUGGUUAAUGUCCGAGUGGAGCGCUUCAAGAGAGACCCCAACCAGUCCUUGACUCCCACCCAUGUCACCCUCACAGCCCCCACGCAGCCUAGUGGUCACAGGCGGACUCCUUCUGAUGGGGCUCUUAAGCCAACAGCAGCCCCUGCAGUACUAGGCAGCAGGAGCCCCUCCAGCAAUGGAAUGAGUCCCAGUCCUGGAACAGGCAUGUUGAAAACUCCCAGUCCCAGCCGAGACCCAGGUGAAUUUCCCCGUCUCCCUGACCCCAAUGUGGUCUUUCCCCCAACUCCAAGGCGCUGGAACACCCAGCGAGACUCUACCUUAGAGAGACCCAAGACCCUGGAGUUUCUGCCUCGACCGCGUCCUUCUGCCAACCGGCAGCGACUGGACCCUUGGUGGUUUGUGUCUCCCAGCCAUGCCCGCAGCGCCUCCCCAGCUAACAGCUCCAGCACAGAAACACCCAGCAACCUGGACUCCUGCUUUGCCAGCAGCAGCAGCACUGUGGAAGAGCGGCCUGGACUUCCAGCCCUGCUCCCUUUACAGGCAGGACCACUGCUCCCUGCUGAACGGACACUUUUGGACCUGGAUGCUGAGGGGCAGAGCCAGGAUAGCACUGUGCCCCUAUGCAGAGCUGAGCUGAAUGCACACGGGCCUUCCCCAUAUGAGAUCCAACAGGAGUUCUGGUCUUAGUAUAAAAAAGGCCAGGGUGGGCAAGGGAGAAGACGGAGGAGGCCGAGGGAGCUGGCUGGCACAGCCCGGUCUCAGGCCCCCUGGGAUCCAGACCUCCUCCUUGCACUGAGAAUGCACUUUGAAGAUGGAAGGGGUGGGAGCAGGGCCACUUCGGAGGGUCUCCUGCCCUGCAGGAUUUUUUCUCCAUGUUCACUAGAGGGGCUGUGUCAGCUCUGACUGUAUAGAGAGGGGUGUGCACAUAUGUCCCCACCCUCCGGUCUUCCUUUCCUUUUAGGGUGACACUACAGAGUCAUUCAGCCAAAUCCGUCUACUGCCUCUCCUCCUCAGCCAGCCAUAGCUGUCCUGGGUUCCCUUUGUCAGCCCUGAGUCCUACCUGUUCACACAUCUGUACUGAUGUUCUGUGAUCUGACUUAUCGUCCACUCUUCCCACAACUCAGUGUCACCUUUGGUAUUUGAUGAGUGUCUCGUGUCCUAAGUCGUCCCGUGCCAGCUGAUGGGGAUAGGCUGGCCUUAUGAAGGCCAGAGGGCUUGACAGAUCAGGUACUGCCUACCUGUGCAAAUCUCAGUGGGAACUGAGAGUUCAGAGGAGGAGGAGAGGAGAGGAGGCAGUCAGGAACGGUUUAGUCAGGCUGCGUGGGGAGGUAGAGUCAGGCCUUGGUUUGGUUUGGGUUUAAGUUUUAGAAACAAAGGCAGAAAUCAGCACCUAUGGCGUGGCGUGGGUUCAGAUCAUGCUUACACCAGAUUUGAAUAUAAGCAGAUUCAUCUCAGGACUAUCUGUUUGAAAGACACACUCACUGACCCCAGUUCUGAAGUCAGGAACAAUGCCUGCAUUUCUCUGUCUUGUUGAGCUUCCAUUCCUCCCUCCGGUUCCUGGGCUUUAGGUCAUAUGUGAUUCGCAGAGACACCUGAAUUAUGUCAAUAGCAUAUGGGGCUGGGUCCUGGACCAUGAGGUAUGGAACUAUGGGGAUUUCUUCAUUGGACUGUCCAUUUUGUGAUGUCCCUGAAGUAAACGGAACCCUUAGUAAUGUUUGGGUGCCGUGAGGCAGUAGCAUGAUACAGUUCCUGAGGCGCUCACACCAUCUCUGUCUCUAUACACAGAGAGCCUUUGUGUUGGGUCCUGCACCAUGAGCUGGGUAGCAAGAGACCAGAGAGGCUAGUGCUGACGUAUUUAAUAUUUGUUUCUUAAACUUGAAUAUGGAGCUUCAAAGUGUUUUCACCCAUUUUCUUUGCUGUCCAUUCCCUCUGAGCCCCCGGUGUUGUGGGUGACAGUAACAACUUGGUUGAGGUUACAGUCCCCAGUGGUGUUGGAGUCUGUCUACUGGCUCUCUUGUGUUUGCCGCCUGGAUGCCCAGAGGGUUAGAGCGGUCGGUACUCAUGGUGCAGGUGACAGAUUUCAUCAGUGCUGUUUCUCUGUGAAGAACAUAUGAGAUGACGUUGGUUCCCACAAGUUCUUUAUGAGUUCAUUUGCCCUUUGUCUCCACCCUGCACCCCCAGUUUCAGACAGGGGAUCGGUGCUGACCAUGUCAGCCAGAGUUUUGCUAUAAUAUCUGAUCUUCCCUCUUGGUUCUGUGAAGUGAGAAUGGAAGAGGUUAACUUUGCCCCCCAUACUCUAACCCCUCAGAUUGAAGAGGGGAGCUCGUGAACCCCAUUGUCCCAGCCAACCCAGUGAUGAUGCUCCACUGCUCCAUCUGCACACCUUGCCUGCAUUAAAGCUUUAGGGUAGGCUGCAGCUGGCUCCAGCCUGUGCUCCAGCCCCAAGCAGGGCUUGACUGUAGCCAUCUCUCCAGGAAAGGCAUAGUUACAGAUGCAGUGUACACUGAGUGGCUGCUACAGGCCAUUGAGUGACAGGUGGGAUCUAGCCCAUCUCCACCCAACAUUCCGACAGAGGAAGGCCUUGCUAAAGAGAUGAUCGUACCUGAGAGACAUGUAUACUGCUGCAGUGAGUUAGCGUGGGUUAGUGUGGGGGGAGGGGUCUUGUUGAGCUCCGACAAACCUGUGCAGUGCUGGCCCACUGCCUGCCACUCUUCCGUGCGAGCGAGCCUAGAGAUGGGGCAAGUGUUAAGAAGUUACCAUUUGUGUGACAUAGGUUCCCAUAUCUGUGGUCAUGGUUAGGACGAGGCUUGGUAGCUGUGAAUAUACCCACUUAAGUGACAGUAGCUUCCCCCUUUCACUUCCCUUUCCUCAAAGACAUGGCUGUCUGCUCGGAACAUGUGUCCGCUACCUUCAGGCUGCUAGCAGGAUUGGAUACUGCUCUUUUCUGUGAGUCUUCUCAUGCCUUCACUUGCCAGUGCUUAUCCUUAGAGACCCAGGCUGUUGCUGGGAACUGAGGAGAUGCCUCCAUCGCCACUUCCAGCUAUUUCCGGGAAGCUGUCGUGGAUGCUCUUCACGUGGUGUUCUUUGACAUCCCUGUGACCUUGUAGGCAUCAUAAUAACGAUCACCUACAUUUGAACAACUCAGAACAGGGAUGUUUUCCCUUCUGACCUUAAAAGAAAAGUGACAUUAUUUUCCUCACAUUCAAUACACUUGUCUCAAAAACAGGAAGACAGACAGACAGACAGAUGCUGUUUGGAUGGUUGUGUCUGGCCAGAGCUCUGAGCCCGGCCCGCCUCCUCGGUUCCUCUUUUCUUGCAUGACUCUUGUCCUGUGUCUUGAUCCCUCUCAGGUUUCCUUCUAAAAGCCUUUAUCAUACACUUCCCUUGCAAGGGCAUUGAGACAUUGUGGCUCCCUGCCAGCUCGAGGGCCAGCUCCUUCCCCUGCACGAUGAAUGUGCUGAAGCUGACAGCAUGGCUCACCAUCUUUGCCUCAGGGCAUCUUGCCUUAGUUUUAUCCUUUGGCUUCUGGAAGAUGAGUGAUGUGGAAUUGGUUGAACAUGAUUAAUGGGCACCCAGGCCAGGCGCAUGCUCUCCCACCACUUCAUGUAGCCCAGGUGACUACAUGAUCAUUUCCUAACUCCCUCCCCCACUUAACCUGGUCAGCUGGAUGUCCUUACCAUUGGUGUCUUACUGAGGAAACGGGGGCUGGGUGGCCUCUGGUUUUUGAGGAUCAUCCCUAGGGUCAUAACUUGCUAGGAAUCGAAAUCAGGUCAGUUCUGGAAUAAUUGUUAGGAAAAGGGUCCCUAGGCAUGGAACAUCAUGUGACAAAGGGUAAUACUCCUAAUAGAAUCCCUUUACCCUCAGGCUGUUGCUCAGGGACACAAGACUUUGCAGGGUGUCUAGACCCAAUCCUGGCUCCAUGCUGUUGCCCCAUGAGAAGGACCAUUCUUAACUCAUGAAGUUCAUGUCUUCUGUGCAUUCUCUUCUUUCCUCUGCUACCCCACCCCAACCCCCAUAGCUGCAUCUCCCACUUGCUAAGCAAGGGCCUACCAAUAUCAAGCUCUGAACAGAGUAAAGAACAAUGGGCCCUAAAGGCUGUGGCUGUGAGUGGACACCUCCGGAUGUAAGUGUCCAGGGGUGCUCCACCACGGGUGUAGAGCCCCCGACUUUUAAUCAUGUUUAUUUGAUCAUGUGCCUUUGGAUGGGUGUGUAAUUGCGAGAUCCGACAGGUCAGAAGCACACAUGUCUGCCUCUAGAAGGCCUGGGAAAGAGGCAUGUCCUAGUGUUGGUGAAGUACUGAACUUCCUCUAAGGACUUGUGUAGACUGGAAUUGAGGUAGAGGUAAGAGUGGCCCUCAGGGAGUUGUGGUGGCAAGAACCUGGCGACUUCACCUGUCCAUUUUCAAGCCGAAGUUUGCCGAUGUGUGACCCUCAGAAGGCCUCCCGUGAGCUGGGGGUGAUGUCCACUUCUCUGCUUAAGGCCCUAACUUUAAAACCUACCAUCUUAGCUAGGUUCCGGGGUGCAUUCCUAGAAGCCCAGCUACACAGGAGGCUGAGGCAGGGCAAUUGCUUUAGCCUGGGGUGUGAUGUCAGUCUGGGGCAACAUAACAAGGUCCUGUCUCUUAAAUGUGUGGAGCCAGAGCCCCAGCUCCAACACAGAUGGCUUCACCUUGCAACACUGCUUCCCUUGGUGGAGAAAAGUGAGAAUGUGAAAGAUGAAAAGUGAGGUCAAAGGCUAAAGUUGCCUAUUCCAUAUGGCUCAGUCAUAUAGCACUUGUCCUUGGCUUGACCUGAGAAUGACUUCCUGUUAUGACACAGUUGUUGAAAACACAUUUCUAGAUGGCAAAACAGUAUUUUCCUAGUUCAAAAAUUGCAAUAAAAUCCGCAUAUAGAAGGAGAAAGACCCUUCUCCUUGGACUCUCCCCUGGCAUGGAUACCUGGAGGCUCACCAUCUCUGGUACUUAGUUGGAGGGCAGGAACCAGGAGCUGGAAUCUUGUUUGAUUAAGGGUAGUCAAUCCAUAUCUAAUUAGCCAAACCCAGACCCGGCUUCCUGGUUAGGUCUGCAGGCCAAGUGUGUUUCUUUUAUUUUUUUUCAUGAGCUGCUUCUAGGUAUUCCCACCCACUGCCUUCUCUGUCCGUUUCUGGUUGCGGACCCUGGAGGCACCUGGGCCUCCCUAAGCUGCUGGAGAAGCGCUGGACUGACUGCAGAGUUCGGGGUUCUCCUGAGCUCUGCACUCAGGUCCUUGAUUUCUUUGCUGCCUUUGUCCCUGCAUCCUCUCCAAGUCUCAAGAUGGGAAAGAGAAGAUCCUGGGAUUGAGAGUACUGACCUGAGCUGGGAGCGACUUUGGAAACAGGCCUGCCCUGCCCUGCCCUGCCCUGCUCUGACUGACCCGCUAACUGCUCUCCGGGGCAUUUGGGUUGUCAGGUGUGAAGGUAGCAGCAAGAUGGCAUCCCAGGAUGGAAAUAAGAACACAGACUUAGUGUUCAGAGAGCAGCCUUUCCUACCAGGACAGGAGGGGAGAAGCCCUCAGGUCAGAAUGGCUGUAAGGGAAACCCUGACAUGUGAAGACCCCUGAGAAGUGAUACAGCAUGCUUUGUACUCGCUCAAGACCAAAUUUCAAAAGUUCUGUGUUGCCCUCGCUCCUGCCAUCUUUCACACCACCAUACCUACACAGACAACCUUAGGGCUGAGCACCAACCAUGCCAUGGAUGUUUUUAUUAAUUUUGGCAUUUUAGAAAGUUAUAUUGAAGUAUGGUUUAGCCUUUGAUUACUAAUUUUUUUUUUGACCUCCCAUUGACAUUUGUAUCCAAUGCAAGUGCCUUCCCAGCCUGGUAUGGGAUAGGCCCUGCCUAACGUCUGCAGGGGCUCCAGAUGGAGCUGUGCUGUUUGACAUAGGGCUUUGUGUUUUAUCCUCAUCACCACCUCAUACCACAAGUUCUAAGUGCUGCUUGUCACCCCCUGGGAGCCCUGGCAUUCAGAGACGACAGGGCAGCACCCUAUUCCUAUCCUUGGCCCUGUAGCUAGGGUGACGUGUCCUGCCUUCAUGUUCUCUGGCUGCCUUUUAGGCUCUCAGAAGCAUUCCAGGAGAAAGUGGUCCUAUAGAGAGAAGCCUGGAGAUUCUCAACUUUAAAUUCUCUGCGAAUUCUAGAAGUAAACGGACCUCAUUCAUCCGUCCCGGGUCUCAGGACUCUUCUGCUUCCCUGUGUGCUAAGCUUUGCAACCAUUGUCCUGUCCUGUCCCCCCCCAACCACCCCCCCCCCCCCCGCACAGCAAACCUUCACACUAUCCCCUAGGGUCAGGCUCCCUGCCAUUUCCUGCCUUCAUGGUCACAUCACUCACGCCAUUUAUUCUACCUCCAGUUCCAAGGCCAUGUCUGCUAUGGCUUUUAUUUAUUAUUUUUAUUAUCAUUGUUACUUUGGACAGGGUCUCAUGUAACCCAGACAGGCUUCAAACUUGCUAUAUAGCUAAGGAUGACCUUGGAUGAUCCUCCACUUCCCAGAUGCUAAGAUUAUAGGCGUAUAGUUUAGUUUAUUCCUGUUGGAAUAAGAUAAGGGUUUAUCCUGGCCCAGAUGUGGAGCUGAACGACAGAUUUUAAGAAAAGUUACUAUAUCUUCCACAUAAGAAGGUUCUGUCCAGAAAUUUAUGUGCAUAUAUUUUGUGACUCCUUAUACACUACUCCCCAGAGUUGGUGGGUAUUACCUGCACCCAAGAAUGUGUGGUCAGACUUGGGGGUGUUCGUACUGCGUGCCUAGAGUCACAGACCUGGUAAGCAAGUUGCUGAUCUCUCUGCUCUAGCCUGUGAGCACAUUCUUAGACCACGGUUGAAAAGCCUUAAGGUGAAAUUCAUCCAUCUCGGGUCCAUGUAGGUUCUGAAAUCACCGCUUUCCCAGGGAGUUGUGUCCUCUGGCUGACCUGUGAUCUCCCCGAGCCCAGCAGACUUCAUCAUUGCAGAGGGUAGCGUUCUCCUUCACCUUUCUCAGUUCGGCAGGGAUUCCAACCUCACUGGAUGACGGUCUGCCCUGUAGCUCCCCUCCUCCCAGCACCGAGAAGGCCCUGGGUCUCUGCCGUCCGACUUGGAGCUUCCUGAUACAGCUCCUCCACUCUCCUCCAUUCCUAGUCCUUGGAGGUUGGAAGCCUGUUUCAGCUCCUGUCUUCUAGGGAGAUCAGAAUGUUGUCCUUUUGUCGCCGUGAGCCUUGGCACCCAGCUAGCAAAGCAGGAAGGUGUUGAACUCACUAAUGCUCUGCUUCCCCUGGUCCCUCCUGUAUUUCACCUUAGUCCACAGCCAGGCCUCCACAGACAGCGGUCUGAGGCUCUGUUCAAGGUCUCAAGGAGAGGCACUGGACAGGCUCUAGUUUUCUGAAAAAGUUGUCUUUGGGGCUUUCUCCUGUUAGGUCCCUUGAGUCUAGAAGGUACAGUGAAAGUUGUUUUAUUGUUCAGUAUUUAACUACAAGCGUCCUUCCCUGCACCAGUGUCUCCUCUGUGUCCUGAGUCCCUCCUUGAGCCCCUAUUUGCUUUGGAAUUUAAAUUAUUGUGUAUUGUCGGAAAUAUUUAAAGGCUUUUGGAAAAGUCCUGAAGGAAGCGUAUUACCAGGUUCUUUCCUUUGGCCUUUUCUCUUCGUGUCUUUCAAGGUACUGUACAUUGUUGACGGGAUGCCAAGCGGGCUGGGUUCAGUGGCUAAGCCUCCCACUAUUAUAGUGUCAUGCUGAUCUCAGCCUGGUCCCCACACCAGAGCUCUCAGAGACUUGAAUAAAACUGUCAUACUGGUUA
Molecule: messenger RNA, 10807 nt
Organism: Mus musculus (house mouse)
Lineage: Eukaryota; Metazoa; Chordata; Mammalia; Rodentia; Muridae
Gene: Map3k9
Product: mitogen-activated protein kinase kinase kinase 9
Exons: 12
Coding region: 363-3725 (1120 amino acids)
Biological process (GO): positive regulation of apoptotic process; MAPK cascade
Molecular function (GO): MAP kinase kinase kinase activity; protein kinase activity; protein serine kinase activity
Source: RefSeq, a predicted model, not a curated record